AUGCUGCUUCAAGUUGAGCGAGAGUUUCAGCAACAGGGGCUGAAAUACUUGCAUUGCGCCAUGCUGACAUUUGACGAGCGCCGUCGAGACCAGGGUGUUGCUGAGGACGUUGUGAAGUUGUUCAUUGGCAACGGCAUCUUGCCUCUGCGGCGGAACCAUGAGGCUGAAACCAAUGAUGGCUCCUAUGCCUACUGCGGCAAGAACUGGUGCAUGAACUUGGGCGAUGUGCCUGCCAUUCCAACAGCAUUUGAGACGUCGCAUUCCCGCCGGUUUCGAGGCGUCUUCAUGCGAGCCAGCAUGACAACGCAGGUGGAGUCUGUGGAUGUAGCCUGCAAGAAGUUUGGCCGACGAAGACGCAAAGGGCUUCAUGUCUUCAAGCAAGACUUCUUGUUCAAGUACAUGCGGCAGAGUGGCCCACGCCAGUGGUACAGGGUUCUCCACUACGUCAAGCCGGGUUCGCAGACGGAGAAGGACACUGUUUGGCUCUUGCAGAAGUUGGCCCACCUGGUGAUGCUCCAGCGCCUCUUGGGGCCGGCCUGGUCAAGCACAGAAGCCGUGCAGAGUUCCUACAGGAUGCAAUUGCGGAGUUUUCCUAUCUGCUACGGCGGGCCCCAGAAGAUCGCAGAGGCAGUGUCUGACUGCGACAUGGCAGGCGUCUUCGGCACCUGGAUAGAUUGGACUUGGCCUUCGGAGUCCACCGGGGAGCAUGUGGGGGACAAGGUGAAUGAGCGCGAGGAGCAUGGUUUUGCAGAUGGCCCGCACUGGGACUUCAUGUUCCGAGCGGAUGUGGUGGCAGAGUACAUGCGGCAUAUUUCCAGCCAUGUUGAGAGAGAUGAGUAUUGCAUGUUCAUGCGCCACCGUGGAGUGCAGAAAGUUGUGGCUGGGCAGCCCUUAGGCCGUUACUACUUCCCAGCACUUAGCCCUCCAAAUUUGUCUAGAGCUGCUCGCGCUGCCUUGUUCCCAGCUGGGAGCUAUGAGUUUGACCAGCCCACAGCAGUUGUGCACUUCAUGAUUGAAAGAGCUGAAGAGUUGGGUGUUUGCGCUUGCCUGCUUGAGAAGUACAAGACGCACGAGGCACAGCGGCGUGAGGCCAUCCAGCGGUACUUUGACUUGCCCAGCCUUGCAGAUGCCAAAGCACUUCUUCACAAGGCUACGUUUGGGUUUGUGCACUCUCUCGAUGGCAAGGAUGCCUUGGGAGUGUUGCCAAUCCUAGAAGGUCUUGCGAAUGAAAGCUUCAAACUUCGAAGGAUGAGACUUUGGCUGCCAGCUUCGGGUGUGGAGACGGACCGCUUAGCUUCAGACAGUGCAUGGAACUACACCCAGACGCCUGGAGCCUUCAGCGUUGCUUCUGGUGAUGGCAGCCACUACAUCGUGCACGAGAACCGGCCAGGGCGGGAGGUGGGCCAUGCCAUCGGCGUGCUCUGUUACGCUGGCAAGUGCAGGGUGCACGGCGACUCCGUUGUGCAGGCAGUGGAAAUUGACGCCGCCACUUUCUCACGCCGGGACUUGCGCCUUUGGAGCCGCUCCCCGCGCCGCUCCAUGGGAGCCCGGCGCGACGAGAGGCGCGCAAAAGACCAAGAGAUGACGGAGAAGUUUAGUCAGUCGCACCGCCGCGUGUAUUCAAAGUGCAAAAAAGGUGAGGCGGUGGCCUUUGGCAGCAACUCUCAUGGCCAGUGCGAGGUUCCAAAGCUUCCUCGGGGCCUGGCAUACCUUGCCGCCGCUGCCGGCAGCCGUCACACGCUGCUGCUGCGCAGCGACGGCCAGGCGCUGGGCUUCGGGGCGGAUGAGCACGGCCAGUGCCAGGUGCCGGCUUUGGGCCCGGGCCUGCGGUACCUGCGCGCGGCCUGCGGCACCUGGCACACGGUGCUUCUGCGCAGCGACGGGGAGGCUGUGGCCUUCGGCCGUACCUUGGAGGGCCAGUGCCGCGUGGACGCUCCGAAGGCGCCUGCGGAGCGGAGAGAGGACCUGGGCCCGGGCUCGCCAAAUUGCACGCCUUCCGGGCGCUUGCCGUCCUCCAAAAGACGGACGCCGUCCCCGAAACCAAGCGGGGUGAGGCUUUGCAAGUACGUAGCGGUGGCGGCCGGAUCCUUCCACACCGUGCUAGUCAGGAGUGAUGGAGUUGCACAAAUCGCGGGAUCGGCGCACCGCUGCUGCAUACCGCCUUUGCCUACCGGCUGCAGAUAUCUGGAGGCUGCCUGCAGCCAGGAGCACACGCUGCUUCUGCGUAGCGACGGGGCAGUGCUAGCGCUGGGCGACGACUACGCGGCGAGGUGUCAGAUCCCGGCCUUGCCUGGUGGUUUGCAGUACGUGGCCUGCGCCGCGGGAGCCCACCACUCGGUGCUCGUGCGCAGUGACGGGCGCGCGCUAGCCGUGGGCCACGGGGACAACGAUGGGCGCUGCCGCGUGCCGAAGAACCUGGGCUGCGUCGUGGGCUGCGCAGCCGGGCUGCGGCACACGGCCUUAAGGCUGGCGGACGGCUCGGUGGUGGCCUUUGGGUGCAAAGAGCUGCCGCCGGGGCAGCCGGGGCGCUUCGGGCCCUGCGAUGUGCCAACCCUGCCGGAGGGCCUGGUCUAUAGCCACCCGAUGAUGGCGGAGAUGGCGCCUGCGGCGCCGUUGAAAGCGAAAUUGAAGCGGGAGGAUGAAGACCGUCCACCCGGAAGUGAUGCAUCUGAUGCGCGCCCGUCCAUGUUUGUAUUGGGCGAGGCUGGCCUGCAGGAAACUGCCGCGGCAACACGCCGAGCGGUGCACGGGCGGCCAUUUGCUGUGCAGAAAACUGUUCGGCGCUCCUCGUCCGUGGUGCGGAUACAGCGAGGAAUCGUGACGCAGGCGGUGCCCCUUUCCAUGGCGCGCCUGGAGCAGCUGCUGGAGGCGGAGAUCACCACUCUGGCCCUGCGCACGCCGCGGGCCCUCACCAUGCAGACUCUGCUGGAGGUGGCCAACCACUCCAACGCGGAGGAACUUGCGCAGCUCCUGCACGAGGAGUUGCCGGUUCACUUCGCGCAGCGUAUCAAGAUGCUGGAGGCUCUGCCGGACUGGCGAUGCAAGCCCUCCAUCUCCAGCGUGCGACAGAUGUACCUGACGUCCUUCAAGGAGCUGCGAUUGGCGGACCCGGACCGCCCCGCGCAGUUCACCGCGCAGAUUUGCGCCAUCAAGGAGCGCCAUGCUCAAACCAAUCUUCUCGUCGGUGGCUUCAAGCAGUAUGCAGAGGUGUCUGGACUGCCCGUGCCCGAGAUCAAUGACUGGUUGGACAAGUUUUUCACGCUGCGGCUUUCAACACAAAUGUUGAUGUCGCACUACCUGCAGGUGGGUGCCCAUUUUGACUGGCUGGAGAACCCCUACAGGAGCUCCAUUGACCCGGAGUGCAACGUUUCAAGGAUAGCUGAGCAUGCGGCAUCCAUUGUGACCAGGAUGUCUCUGCUAAGGUAUGGCAUCGCGCCUGCCAUAGAGGUCCGGGAUCACGGCUCCGAGGCCAUCCCAUUUAUCCCCAAAUAUCUUCUGUACAUCGUCUCCGAGCUGCUGAAAAACGCCGUGCGAGCUACAGUUGAGUCGCACACAGACAAGGCCCUGCCUCCCGUGCACGUGGCAGUCAGCGGCGACGAGCUCGGCUGCUGCUGUCGCAUCUCAGACGAGGGUGGCGGCAUUCCUCAAGCGGAGCUGCCGAAAGUGUGGUCAUACUUGUACACAACCGCGGAGCCCAUAGAGACGACCACGUCCAGGAAAGCUGUGGACGCCCCGGUGGACCCACGGCUGCUUGAGCAGGCCAUCUGCGAGGCCGGCCACGCUGAUCCAAUGGAUAGGUGCGGUUCGCCCAUUGCCGGCCUGGGAUGUGGGCUGCCGCUGAGCCGGCUGUAUGCCAAGCAUUUCGGGGGCUCGGUGGAGUUGCAGUCGAUGCCGCGCUUCGGUACGGAUGCGUACGUGUACAUCAACCGUCUGACGGAGAACGUGGGUCCUCAGUUUUAA
Molecule: messenger RNA, 3960 nt
Organism: Effrenium voratum
Lineage: Eukaryota; Dinophyceae; Suessiales; Symbiodiniaceae
Source: the annotation of a GenBank genome assembly